AUGGGGCCUGUGAGCCUAGCGACCUCGGAGCCGGCAGCCGGCACGCUGGUGACCGCCACAGGCUGGGGCGCGCUCUGGUACGACGGGCCGGCCGCCGAACACCUGCAGGCCGUCACGACAUCCAUCGUGGACAGAGCCUCGUGCGCCGCCAGUUUCGCAAACCUCGGUCUCGACAUCACGGAGCGCAUGAUCUGCGCCGGCGAUCCAGAGGGCGGCAGGGACGCGUGCUCUGGAGACAGCGGCGGACCCCUGGUGGAGGGGUCCACGCAGUACGGCGUCGUUUCCUGGGGCCACGAAUGCGCUCUGGCCGAUUACCCGGGCGUCUACGCCAACGUCGCUGCUCUGCGCUCCUGGAUCAGCGAAACAACAGGCGUGUAG
This is a messenger RNA of Schistocerca serialis cubense, 378 nucleotides long. RefSeq names its product trypsin alpha-3-like. The record is from RefSeq and is a predicted model, not a curated record. Bases 1 to 378 code for a protein of 125 amino acids. The transcript has 2 exons. NCBI's taxonomy places the organism in Eukaryota, Metazoa, Arthropoda, Insecta, Orthoptera, Acrididae. Gene Ontology annotation, biological process: proteolysis. Gene Ontology annotation, molecular function: serine-type endopeptidase activity.